Messenger RNA from Aplysia californica (California sea hare), 1059 nucleotides. RefSeq names its product TATA-binding protein-associated factor 2N. The coding region runs from base 71 to 676 and encodes 201 amino acids. Lineage: Eukaryota; Metazoa; Mollusca; Gastropoda; Aplysiida; Aplysiidae. The transcript has 2 exons. The record is from RefSeq and is a predicted model, not a curated record.
CGAUGCCACGUAAUAAUAUAUCUAUUAAUUUCUUCUUCUUCUUCACCCCCACAGAUCUGUUCCCUGCACCAUGCUGAAGGCUCCGGUUAUGUUUCUGGCUGCAUUCGUCUGCCUGCUGGCCCUAGUGAAGGGAGCGGCGAUAGUGGACAGGGCAGAGAGGGAUUUGAACUCCUUCCACUCGCGACGCUCUUUUGGGAACUCCCGUCUGACGAAGAAAGAACUGGACAUGAUGAAGCUCCUUCUCCAAGCCCUGGAGAAGACAGAGGGCGGCGCCACAGCCGGCUCAGAGAAACGUGGCAUGUUUCAGAGGCAAGUGGGAAGCAGCACUUCCUAUCCUACUGGUUCAACGGAUGGCUACAGUGGUACAACAGGAGGCUACAGUGGUUCAACUGAUGGCUACAGUGGCUCAACGGGAGGCUACGGUGGUUCAACUGAUGGCUACAGUGGCUCAACGGGAGGCUACGGUGGUUCAACUGGUGGUUACAGUGGCUCAACGGGAGGCUACGGUGGUUCAACUGGUGGUUACAGUGGCUCAACGGGAGGCUACGGUGGUUCAACUGGUGGCUACAGUGGCUCAACGGGAGGCUACGGUGGUUCAACUGGUGGCUACCCCACUGGCUCCCCUACCACAGACUCCCCAGGGGAUCCUGUGAUUGAGGUGAGUAGUAUAUUAUAAGCGUGACACAUCGUCUUGAAAUCACACGCUCGUUAGAAUAAAGGUAGAAAAAUACAUUUUAAAACCCCCACACAUUUUACCGCCGGUAUGGCAAUCUUUAUCGGGUUUUUUAUUUUUUGGUCAAGCUAAACUUCAUUUAUGUUCAUUAAAAAAUAAAACAUUUAUUUGUGGAUUUGACUGAAGACAUUGGUCAAAGGUACGGCCCAAAAAAAUUAAUUUGCUGUUUCCAAAGAUUCUAAAGCUUUGGAAGUCAUCAUUAAUUUUGGCUGCCACUUUCUUUCUUGCGAAUUUUUCCUCUGACAUCAUAGUAAGGCGAAUUUAUCUCCUUCAAUCGCAAAUAUUUCCAAUUCUAUUUGUGAUGCAGUGUGGUGGAAUCAGGCUCU